ACGAAAUGUAGUGUAAAAAUGAGCGGGGAAGCCACAGCAGCCAUGUUUUGCGUUUAGAAGCAUUAUCUUUAAACAUGUUCAUUUAUUUAUCCUGUGGUCUGUAAUUAUAUAUCCAAUGCGUCAGUGAUAAUUUUAUUUUGAAAGUACUACUCGGAAGUCAUAUUUACACUUGCUCAUUUGAGUGUUAGAUAACGUAUUUGUUUGUAGGAGUAGUUGUGUGAUUUUGGCUUCUGGAAAACCUCGGACAAUGAGCUUCGGUGGCGGAAUUCAGAUACCGAUCCGUCUCCCAUUGCUCCUGACCCAUGAAGGAGUGCUCCUCCCGGGCUCCACCGUCAGGUUUAGUGUGGAUUCUCCGCGGAACAUGCACCUGGUCAGCCAGCGACUGUUGAGGGGGACUUCGGUGAAAAGCACAAUCAUAGGAGUGAUUCCCAAUACCAGAGACCCAGAGAGUGACACCGACGAGCUCCCCACUUUGCACAAAAUUGGUACGGCAGGGAUAGCAGUGCAGGUGGUGGGCAGUAACUGGCCAAAGCCCCACUACACCCUCCUCAUCACUGGAUUGUGCCGCUUUAGUGUGUCCAGUCUGCUGAAGGAACGACCCUUUGUUCUGGCAGAAGUGGAGCAGUUGGAUAAACUGGAACAGUACUCGACGCCAGCAAGAGAGGAUGUCAUAUCAGAUAAUGAAGAGCUCGGCCAGCUGUCCCAGAAGUUCUAUCAGGCUGCUGUGCAGUUGUUGGGUAUGUUGGACAUGUCUGUUCCAGUAGUGGCCAAGUUCAGACGUUUGUUGGACAGUCUGCCCAGGGAAACGCUGCCUGAUGUGGUGGCCUCCAUGCUCCGAACCUCAAACAAGGAGAAACUACAGGUGCUGGAUGCAGUGAGCUUGGAGGAGCGAUUUAAGAAGGCACUGCCCAUGCUGACCAGACAGAUAGAGGGCCUGAAACUGCUGCAGAAAACCAGGAAGAUGGGUCCUGAUGCUGAGAAGAGGGUUUUAUCGGUGCGCAAAGGUGGUGUGUUCCCAGGCCGCCAGUUCAGUCUAGAUGAAGAGGAUGAAGAUGACAAUGAAGAUGACACUGCAGCCUUGGAGAGGAAGGUUCAGGGGGCCAACAUGCCUGAAGCUGCUCUCAGAGUUUGCCUUAAAGAACUUAAGAGAUUGAAGAAGAUGCCUCAAUCCAUGCCUGAGUACGCCCUGACCAGAAACUACUUGGAUCUGAUGGUGGAGCUGCCAUGGAGUAAAAGCACCAAAGACUGCUUAGACAUUGGAGCUGCUCGUACUCUGUUGGACAGUGAUCACUAUGCCAUGGACAAGCUGAAGAGACGUGUGCUGGAGUACCUGGCUGUUAGACAGCUGAAGACGUCACUGAAGGGCCCCAUACUCUGCUUUGUGGGGCCCCCAGGAGUUGGUAAAACCAGUGUGGGACGUUCUAUUGCCAAGACUCUGGGCAGAGAGUUUCACCGCAUCGCUUUAGGGGGCGUGUGUGACCAGUCGGACAUCAGAGGACACAGACGUACAUAUGUAGGGAGCAUGCCUGGUCGCAUCAUCAAUGGUUUGAAGACAGUGGGUGUCAAUAAUCCGGUCUUCCUCCUUGAUGAGGUGGAUAAACUGGGGAAGAGCCUGCAAGGUGACCCUGCAGCUGCACUGCUAGAGGUCCUGGACCCAGAACAAAACCACAGCUUCACAGAUCAUUACCUCAACGUAGCCUUUGACCUCUCCCAAGUGCUGUUUAUUGCCACUGCAAACACCACAGCGACCAUCCCCCCGGCCCUGCUGGACAGGAUGGAGGUUCUGCAAGUACCAGGCUACACCCAGGAGGAGAAGGUGGAGAUAGCUCAUCGUCACCUGAUCCCAAAUCAGCUGGAGCAGCAUGGAUUAACGCCACAACAGCUGCAAAUACCACAGGACACCACACAGGAUAUAAUCAGCAGGUACACCCGUGAGGCAGGUGUUCGCUCCCUAGAGAGGAAGAUAGGAGCUAUCUGUCGAGCUGUGGCUGUAAAGGUCGCCGAAGGUCACAGAGUCACCAAGAGAGAUGCCCUGACCCCCAAGGGCCAAACACAGCAGGGAGAUAAGGCAACGCCUCCAGAGAUGCCCAUAGUGAUCGACCACAUUGCCCUGAAAGACAUCCUGGGACCUCCAGUGUUUGAAAUGGAGGUGUCCGAGCGGCUCACCCUGCCUGGUGUAGCCUUGGGCCUAGCCUGGACCCCCCUUGGUGGGGAGAUCAUGUUUGUGGAGGCCAGCCGGAUGGAGGGAGAAGGUCAGCUCACUCUGACCGGUCAGCUGGGAGACAUUAUGAAGGAAUCAGCCCACCUGGCCAUCAGCUGGCUCAGAGCAAAUGCCAAAACCUACCAACUCACAAACAUGGUUGGGGGGCCAGAUCCAUUAGAAGGGACAGACAUCCACCUCCACUUCCCUGCUGGAGCUGUCACCAAGGAUGGCCCCUCUGCUGGCGUUACCAUAGUAACCUGCCUAGCCUCGCUGUUUAGUGGCCGAUUGGUCAGAUCAGAUGUUGCCAUGACAGGAGAGAUUACAUUAAGAGGGCUGGUUCUGCCGGUGGGUGGGAUCAAAGACAAGAUUUUGGCUGCCCACAGGGCAGGAGUGAAGUGCAUCAUCCUCCCAAAACGUAACGAGAAAGACCUGGGGGAGAUCCCAGCCAAGGUCCGAGCUGAGCUCAACUUUGUCACCAUUGGAAACCUGGACGAGGUGCUGAAUGCCGCCUUCGAUGGAGGGUUUCCAGGGACAACCAGUGAGCACGUGCACCCUCAGCUCAGCAGCAAACUGUAGCACACUGAUGAAGCGCUCACAGUGAUAGCGUGAUGUGUAGAAAGUAUUCCUGAUAAUUUCAAAAUGAGUGUCUCAACUUUAACUCAGUCUGUUUUUCCCUAAGCUGCAGUUACAGGUUAGUACACACAGCUGUAAUCCUUCAUGUCAUGUUAUUGUCUAGCUUUUCAUGUUCAGAUUAUUUUCAUAUUGAAGAUCAUUUCAGAUUAAUAAAGCUAGUUUGCAGUCACAUCCUGUUAGAGAAUUCCAUUUACAUGGACAGUGCACAGUGACUCCAUGUUAUAUGAAGGCUUCAUUAUUAAUACAUAUUAGUUCAGACCAACUAGUUGAGCAGAUCCAGUGUACAUUACUGCUGUAGCCAAGUCAAGUGGACACUAGUGAUCAGCUAAAGCUCUAAUACCUUGACUUUCACAGUUGGUGGUGGGGUCAGGGUGAGAUGGUUUGUGUAUGUGAUAGUGGAACAGAGAAGAUGCACUGCGCCCUGAAUGGAUGGCUGUGGGCAGUCACAUAUUGUAAUUUGGAGAACGUUUGAAUUCAGCUAACCAGUGGAUAUUUUCUGAGCUCUUGUAAAGUAUUAGCUGUACAAAUUUGAUCUCAACUAGCAAAAGACUACACUUGAUAAUAUGCAUCAUGUAGGGUUAUUUUGUCCUGUUGAGGGAUGGAUAAAUAUUUCAUUGGCCAAAUAUUCUUAUGAUGUCUAACUGCAAAAUGCCAUUAGUCUUACAUAGUGAAUCAUACACAAAAUGCAUGGAAUCCUGUGUCUUUUGGCCAAGCUGAUAUUACAGUGAGAGAGAGACAAUGUUGUGAAAGGUAACCACACAAGUCAUAACCAUAACUGUAUAAAUCUGUGAAUAAUAGUUAAAAAAAAAUAAAAUAGUCUUAUGAAGCAUUAAAUUUGUUUGUAUUUUCGUUUAACCUCCAGUCACUUGGUAGUAAAGGGAAAAAUUUGCUUUGUUAAAGUUUUAGUCAUGGCAGCUUGCUGCUGAGAAGAAACCUGUUGCAGAGGUAUGGUAUUGCCCUUAAUAUCAAUCCUCUUGUCAAUGUUACCUUUCUUAAUCUGGUAAUGUUUUGUUUUUUUUUUUUUU
Monopterus albus (swamp eel) is the source of this 3861-nucleotide messenger RNA. It is a transcript of the gene lonp2, whose product is annotated as lon peptidase 2, peroxisomal. The record is from RefSeq and is a predicted model, not a curated record. The transcript is spliced from 17 exons. Bases 248 to 2779 code for a protein of 843 amino acids. Gene Ontology annotation, molecular function: ATP binding; serine-type endopeptidase activity; ATP-dependent peptidase activity. Lineage: Eukaryota; Metazoa; Chordata; Actinopteri; Synbranchiformes; Synbranchidae. Gene Ontology annotation, biological process: protein quality control for misfolded or incompletely synthesized proteins; protein catabolic process.